Messenger RNA from Closterium sp. Naga37s-1, 8058 nucleotides. Lineage: Eukaryota; Viridiplantae; Streptophyta; Zygnematophyceae; Desmidiales; Closteriaceae. The record is from the annotation of a GenBank genome assembly.
AUGGCGGAAGAUGACGUGAGCAAGGAGGCAGAGGUGGAGAGGCACUUAGCUGAGAUGGCGGAGGCAGCAGAGCUGCACGGAAGGCUGGACGUGGCGGAGGCAGCAGAGCUGCACGGAAGGCUGGACGUGGCGGACGGCCCACAGGCGGACGAGAGUUGCGCGCGCGGUUCUGACUUGCGCAGCUCGCAGCCGCACGAUACAGAAGCGGCGGACACUGUAGACGCGCGCACUGCUGACGCGCGCUGCUUAGAAGCACAGGACGCAGAAGCGAGGGACGCGGAAAUGAACGCGAGGGAGGGAACGGACGUGGAGGUGGGGGACGAGGAGCGAGACGAGGAGCGAGACGAGGAGCGAGCGGGCGACGAGACCGACCCCAACGGAACGAUCAGCCGUCGCACGCGCGCGCGAGUGUCGCUGGCGCAGACCCCGAUAGAAGAGCUCGAGGUGAUGCUGGCGCGGGUGGCGCGAGACGCGGAGGAGGAUGAGGAGGAGGAGGAGUUUCUGUUCCAUGCGGAGGAGGAGGAGGAGGAGUACGAGCGGUUCCUGUCCGCCGUGCUGUUCCCCGACUCGCCCUGCGGUAGUGACCACGAGGGGGACGAGGGGGAGGGUGAAGGGGAGGGGGAAGGAGAGGAGGGGGAGGGGGAGGAUGGGGUGGGGGAAGGGGAGGAUGGGGCGGGGGAAGGGGAGGAGGGGGAAGUGAGGGGGGUGAAGGGAAGAAGGGAGAGUGGAGAGGAGGGGGAAGGGGAUGAUGUGAGGACUGGAGGAGAAGCAGGGGAUAGCAUCGGAAGAGGGGAGGAGACAGAGGAAGGUGUAGAUGGAGGAGAAGAGGAGAACACGGAGAAGGAAAACGGGGAGGAAGAGCGAGAGGAAGCGGUGGAGGGGGAGGGGGACGACGAGGGGGAGGAUAAAGAGGAGGCGGAGGAUGAGGAGGACGAGGAGGAUAUGGACUUCAAUAUCGACGAUCUGCUGCUGCUGGAGGGCGAUGAUCUGCUAAUGGACGGUGAGGAUGAGCUGCUGGAUCUGCAGGACUUCGUUGUGGACGAGGAUGAUCUUGACGAGGGACUUUUAGCGGGGCUGGAGGAUGAGCUUAUAGCGGAGAUGCAGGCACAGGCGGAGGCAGAGGCAGCUGCGGAGGCAGGUGCGAGGGUGGAGGAGGAGGACGCGGAGGAGGGGGAGGGGAGGGGGGGGGGGAGGGACGUAGGGGAGGGAGGGGAAGCGGCGGCGCAUGAAGCAGUGGCAGUUGGGCAUGAGGUUGAUCCCUCUCGUCUCCACCAGCACCCCACUGCUGCUCCCACUGUCCCUCAGGGUAACGGGCAUGAGCCAGCCAAUGAGCAGCUGCCACCUGUCCAGGGCGUGGGCGAGCGGGGAAGGGGAGGGGCGGUGGAAAUGCGCAGCGAGGGGGUGGGGGUGGGAGUGCGGAGGUCAAAGCGGACCACUGCAGGGGUGUCGAGGAGGAGAGGCAAGGGCAGUGAGGCGGUGAGGAAGGACGGGAAGGGAGAGGGGGAAGGGGGGGGAAAAGUGGAGGCGGGAGGCUCUAAGAGGAGACGGAGGGCGAAGAAGGGGAAAGACGAGGCAGUGAAAGAAGGGGGUGGGGUGAUGGGGGAUGGAGGGGGGACGGGGAAAGAGACAGCAGCUUGCAGAGGCGACAGUCCAAACGCAAGAGCAGGCACUGAGGGUGCGUCUCCUGCCGAUGCUGAUCCACAUGCCUUGGUUUCUUCCGCUCAUGGCUCGGAUGGUGCUGAUGGGGGUGCGCAUGGUGCGUCGGGCUUAUCACCCCCAUCAGGCAGCCCAGCGGGGCGCGCCCAGCUGGCGGCGCUGCUGGCGUGUCACGUGCAGCUGGCAGUGCAGGUGUACGCGGCGUGUGUGCUGGACCCCUCCCGCUGCCAGGUGGCCACGGUGCUCAGGGGCUUGCUGGCACAGCUGGCGCAGUUGGGGGGAGGUGCUACUGGGGGGGGUGUUACUGAGUCAGGAGUUGCGGGAGGAGCUUUGAACAGUGUAUCAGCUGCUGAUGCACCAGGGGUGGACGCACCACCCUCGCCUCCCGUGCCACCUUUUCCUCACUCUCGCGCACCUCCUGUUGCCCGCCUGGGAGCUCAGGGCUCUGCCACUGCCUUGGCCUCGGGUGCUGCUACUGCUGCUUGUGCCGCCGCUGCUGCUGCCGAUGGCACUGCUGGUGGUCGCAACGGUACUGCGGCUGCUUCUUCUGACCCCGUUGCUUCUCACCGCGUUGCUGCUGCUGCCGCUGCUGAGGGUCUGGGGGCUGCAAGGGCAGCACCGCGGCUAGCAGAUUCGGUGCCCAGUCUCACGCUUCUGCCCGCGUUCCUGCACUCCAUCGACCAAGCCUUUUCUGUGUCUCAUGGAAGAGAGGCUGAGAGACGUAGGGCGUGUGGGGGUGAUGGUGAGAGAGGCGGGGGUGACGGAGGAGGGGGUGAGAGAGGAGGGGGUGAGGGAGAAGGGGGUGAGAAAAGUGGGGGUGUGAGAGGAGGCGGUGAGGGAAGAGGAGGGGUUGGGGAAGAGGGAAUGCACAGGGAAGGGAUUGGGGAAGAGUGUUUAAGGAGAGGGGGGAGUGAGGGUGACGUGGCAAAUGGUAGGAGUGGAGGUGCAGUGCUGAUGGAAGCAGUGAGUGGAGAAAGAGGGACAGGUGAGAGUGGUGGGCAGGGGUUGAAAGCGGUGGGGGAGGUGGGGGAGGAGAGGAAGGUGGGACAGCGGACAGAGGCAGAAAGAACAUUGAAUGGCACGCUAGAAAGGGGGGAGAAGACAAAAGGGGCGGAAUGUGAGGGUGGAGAGAGGGAAGAGACGGUAGGGAAGGGUGUGCAAAGGCGAGAAGCAGAGGAUGAUGGUGAUGGUGCUGCGAUGCAGCGGCAGCGAGAAGAAGAGGGCAACCAAGGAGGGCAUUGUCUGAGAGUCGUGGGGGAUACGCAGCAACACGACGAGCACACAUCGCAGCAGCAGCAGCAAGAACAACAUCAGAUUUCAAAAGUGUGUCCUGCUGUUAACGAUCGUCAUGAGCAGCAUCAACAUCAGCAGCAGCAAUCAGUGGGAGUGAGGAGGAAGAAGAGGAAGCGCAAGUGGGUGCCCAUGUUCCCAGUGCCACCCGCCCUCCAAUCUCUCGCCCCCUCCUACCCUGCCUCUCCCCACAAGGCACCUCGGUUCCAAUCCCCCCAGCGCCUUGCUUCUGGGCGCCGAUGGGAGAAGGACGACGAGAAAGGGGAGGAAGAGGAGGAAGCGAGAGAAGGGGAAGGUGGAGGGGAGGAAGACAGAGGGGAGGAGGAGGCGAAGGAAGCAGUGAUAGGGGGGGAGGAGGAGGAGGGGCGGAGGGCGGGGGUGGGCGAGGUGGUGCGGGUACCUGGCGAGGUGGCAGCAGCAGUGCAGGCGCUGGGCGCUGUGUUUGAUGCCACGCUCUUCCCCGUGGUGCGCCCGCCCCUGCUGCACCGCACCCUCUUCUCCCCCGCUGAGGACUGCCUGCUGGCCAUGGGCGUGGAGCAGCUAGGCACGGACUGGGAGGCCAUUCACAGGCGCUUCCUGCCGGGCAAGACUCCGCACCAGGUGGGUUGUGGGCCGUGGGGUGUGGUGGGCGGUGGGGUGUGGUGGGCGGUGGGGUGUGGUGGGCCGUGGGGUGUGGUGGGCCGUGGGGUGUGGUGGGCGGUGGGGUGUGGUGGGCGGUGGGGUGUGGUGGGCCGUGGGGUGUGGUGGGCCGUGGGGUGUGGUGGGCCGUGGGGUGUGGUGGGCGGUGGGGUGUGGUGGGCCGUGGGGUGUGGUGGGCCGUGGGGUGUGGUGGGCGGUGGGGUGUGGUGGGCCGUGGGGUGUGGUGGGCCGUGGGGUGUGGUGGGCCGUGGGGUGUGGUGGGCCGUGGGGUGUGGUGGGCGGUGGGGUGUGGUGGGCCGUGGGGUGUGGUGGGCCGUGGGGUGUGGUGGGCCGUGGGGUGUGGUGGGCCGUGGGGUGUGGUGGGCCGUGGGGUGUGGUGGGCCGUGGGGUGUGGUGGGCCGUGGGGUGUGGCGCCUCACAACGCACCAGAUCUCCAUUCGGUGGAAGAACCGGUGCUCCUCACGCGUGCCCGAUAACCCCAUCAAGGCGCUGAAUGCAUGGAAGCUGGACUGGCAUGCCAUGAGCCGUGCUGUGAUGCCCCACCGCGACCCCACCCAGCUGCGCCGCCUCUUCUCCGAUGCUUUGGCUGCCCGCCGCCUCGCUCUUAGGCAGCAGCAGCGAGAGCGGGAGGAGCAGAUGCAGAGAGAAGAGCGAAUGCAGAGAGAAGAGCGAAUGCAGAGAGAAGAGCAAAUGCAGAGAGAAGAGCGAAUGCGGAGAGAAGAGAAAAUUCAGAGAGAAGAGCAAAUGCGGGGAGAACGGGAGUGGAUGGAGAGUCAACGGUUGGCGCAGAGAGAGGAAGAAUUGCGAAGGGAGCAAGAGGAGCAAAGAGAGCAUGACAUAGAGAGAGAACAGGAGAUGCAGAGGCGAAGGAUGAAUGGGGAGAUUCGGGAGGAGGAGCAGAGGGAAUUGGAAGGGCUUGUUGCGUUCCCAGGUGAGGGGCAAAGAGGUGAAGAGAGAGGGGCAGAGGAGAUGGGGGAGGGGUUGGCAACGAAUGCGGGAUCCGUGCUGAGUCAGCCGCACCUGACGCUGACGCAGCGAGCUCUGGAAGCAGGGAUGGAAGGGCCAGGCCCGGGCAGUGGGGAGGUGGCACCCGGGGAAGGUGUAUGUGGUGGGGGAGAGGUGAGGGAAAGAGAGGUGAGUGGAGGAGAGGUGAGCGGAAGAGGUGUAGAGGGCGAGGAAGGGGCUGUGGGAGGGGCUAGCAUGCUUCUGAGAUGGUCCCUGCUGCAACCGACAGUGUCACAACCAGCAGUGGUACAAGCAAGGCCCUUGCAGCCAAUCUCCGAGGGUGCAGGAAGAGACGGGCAAGGGGAAGGGAAGGCGUUGCAGGAGGAUCAAGGAGGGGCUGAGAGCGAGGUGGAAGCAGACGCGGGAGGAGGGGAGCCAGAGCAGCAGCAUUCACAGCAGCAGCACCAGCAGCAGCACCAGCAGCAGCAGCUAGAGCAGCAGCAAGAGCGGCAGCAGCCGUUUGUUCAAUUUCGCGAGCUGCUGCUGCGGGGAGUUGUGACGGAAACGAGUGGUGGUGGGCUUAUAAAGCCUGCUGUGACUCUAUCCGAUGUGACUCUAGCGAAGGUGACUGCAUUGCGAGAGGCAGCAACACUAAUGGGAGGGGGAGGGGCAGGAAGAGAGUGUGUAAUGGGAGAGGAGGAAGCACAUGCUGCUACAGCUGAGCAUAGCACUGUGGCCGCAGGGGCAACAGAGGCCGCAGGGGCCGCAGAGGCAGCAGGGGCCGCAGGGGCAGCAGAGGGAGGCAGCAGGUGCUGCUGGGUGUAUCGCCCAUCAUGCAUGCCUCUCUCCCAUUGCCCACCCCCCUCCAUCACUUCCCUCCCUUGCUUCCCUCUCACCAUCUCCUACAUCACCAUCUCCUACAUCACCAUCUCCUACAUCACCAUCUCCUACAUCACCAUCUCCUACAUCACCAUCUCCUACAUCACCUCUCUCCUCCUCCCCCUGCCCACCAUCCCCUCCCUCCCCUGCGUCUUCACGGCCCACCCAACCCCCGCUAUCCCCACCACACUCUCCUCCUCCACCUCAACCUCCCUCACCUCCCCCUCCCUCACCUCCCCCUCCCACUCCUCCUGCAUCUGCCUCAGACGACCCGCCUCCCACCAUCUUCAUCCGGGCAGCGUUUCUCUCCUCGCAACCCCUCUCGUCACAGCCCCUCCCUGCUCACCUCCCUCCCCCUUCCACCUCACCACCACCACCACCAUCACCUCCUCUUCUUCCUGUUCUCCUCUCUCCUACCCCCACAAAUACACCUCCCUCACAGACAGCAGAGCAUCGGACAGCAGAGCAGGAGGGAUGGCGGCUCAGGCACACGAGAAGCGGGCGGCGAGCAGAGGAGCAAGAGCUCAGCCGGCGGGCAGUGGAGGAGGUGGGGGGCCUGCACCACCCCCGCUGCCACCAGCUGCUGCACACGCAUGCAGAGCAGCAAAAGCCACUUCCGGUUCUUCUGAAGCACCAGAAAAGGCACCAGGAGCAGCAGCAGGAACAGCAGAAGCAGCAGCAGUAGCAGCAGCAGCAGCAACAACAGCAGGUGUCGAAGCAACGGCAACAGCAGGAGGGGGUGGUAGAGCGAGCAGCGAAGCCCCAGGUGCAGGUGUGCCAGCAUCCACUGGGGCACCUGCUGCCUCGUCACUGGAGGCAGCGGCAACAAGGGAGGCCGUGAGUGCAGGCGGAGCUGCCUGUGGGGGUGCAUGCAAGGCAGGUGACGCGCUCACACAGGCCUGUGCUGCUCACCGCACAGGUGGGGAAGGAAGGGCAGGGCUGAUUGACACGGGUGAGCGGGCAGACCCUCUCGCCUUCCUCCCCAUCCCUCCUCUCCCCCGCUUCCGCAACUUCCCCCCACUUCCUCUCCCCCUCCGUUCACAUUCCCCCGCUGCAACCAGGCCCUUCCAACCUUUCGCCUACUCUCACUCCCCUCACUCCACCAUCCCCCCGUCUGCAUCUUCUCACUCCCCCUUACGUCCCACCCCUGCCUUCCCCACGCACCCCCAUCCUACGGCCCCCCUUCCCCGGUCUGCCUUCCAUACCCCAUCCAAGCCGGCCCUUCCCACCGCCUUCCUCCCAACCACCCCUUUCUCUUUCCCUCGCCCCAUGCCUUCUCUCUCCCCAUCCACCGCCCCUCGCCCCACUCCACCCCUCAAACCCACGCCCUGGCCCAGACCCCACACACCAUCCCCACCACAACCACCACAAUCAUCACAACCCUUGCAGCCUCCUUCCAGUGCGUCCCACUCGUCCAUGCCACUGCCCCCUCUGCCUGCCUCCACCUCCUCUCCCUCUCCUCACCCCUCACCUGCUGCUCUGCCCUCGCCUGCUCCUCACUCCUCUGCUGCCCUCCCCCCUGCGGCUGCCGCUGCUGCAACCCCUGCUACUGCCGCUGAUGACCCUGCUGCUGCCACUGCUACUCCUGCUGCUGCUGAUUCCACAACGCCUCCCUUCCCGCGUCGCAGGAGGCGCAGGCGGAGGGGCGUGUUUGGGUUGCCGCCCACCCGGGGCUUGGGGGGGAUGGGGGGAGGAGCAGGUGCCGUGGGGGAAGGAGGAGCAGGCGCAGGCGGAGGAGGGCGGGGAGCGGGGGGAGGGGCAGGGAAGCCGUCAAGGAGCCUGGCGCCGGUGAUGCUGCCUGAUGGGCGCAUCAUCCAGCUCUGCCCCUCGCAACUCCCCCCCUCCUCCCCCUUGCACUCCCCCUCGCUUUCCCCCUCGCCCUCCCCUGCGCCCUCCCCUGCCACCGCUGCUGCUGCUGCUGCUUCUACCCCUGCUGCCCCCUCCUUUAUGCCUAUUGCAGCCACUGCCGCCACUCCUGCCCCUCAUCCCACUGCUCCUCACCGCGCCCACGCUUCUCCUGCUACCCCAUGCCCCGCAUUGCAUAAGAGUGCUGCUUUGGGGAAUGCUGUAGCAGGGAGUGCGGUACCAGCGAGUGCUAUAGCCGUUGGAUCGCCAAACCUCCAGAGCCUCAUGCUCUACCCCCUCCUCACGCACCCAGUCAAGGCUACAACCGACCUACAGCCUCACCCACAUGACUCACUUCCCUCUGGAUGCGCUCCCACUGACCACAUUCACCAGCGUCCAUCCAUCAGAGCCGCAUUCCUUGUUGGCCGCCCACCCGCCGUGUCCCCUGUGUCCUUGGCAUCAACUCCUGCUGCUGCUCCUGCUGCUUAUGCCUCUGCUGCUGCCACUACAGCCAGCACGGAACGUGCACCAAAAUCACAUGUUGCAGCACCGGCUGCCUCAGCCAAGGGAGCCUCACUUGGCGCUGUACAGCGCGGGAAGAUGGGCGUGAGAGGCGCUUUCACAGCCGCUCCAGCUGAGGGAUCAGAGCAAGAACAGUCAAGAAGAGGGGUCCCCAGGCGCAUGGGUAGCAACACGGAGGAUCCUCCAGUGCCCUCGUCGCUUUCACUCUCGCUGUCCCUCUCCCCACCAUGCCCCCGUGCUGCCCAGCCUCCACGUGCAGUGGUUCCCUCCACGCUCCAAUAA